AGACGGAAGUGCUGGACGAAGUUGUUUCCGGUUCCGGCUCAUGGAUGUUUUGAAUUGGACCCGCCUGAAAGGUCUUUUCGACGGUUCAGCUAAAGAUUCUAAAGAACCUAUCAAGACUUUGGUGAGAGUUCGGCUUAUUUCGCUUCGGAAACAAAGAGUUUAUGUAGCUGCCGUUAGCUAACAUCCGGGGACAGACCGAACCGGUUCCGGUGGGUUUUUCCUUUAGCUGCGUUAAUGGACCGAUCGUUCGACAUGUAGGUUCAGGCGAACCGGGACGGGAAUGAGUUCCGGGAGGCUCCAAGUCAAAGUCAAACGGGUCAACGAAAGAAGAAGUUCCCGGGACUCCCCGAAGCGCCUCCGGACCCCCGCCCGCAUCGGAGCUGGGGGGGUCCGUCCGGUGACCUGCUCCCCCAGCAGGAGGCCCGUCAUGGCGGAGGAGAUCUGCAGCGACAGCGACGACCUGUUCGGGGACUACGACAGCCUCCUGGAGGACAGCUCCCUCCUGCAGAAGCUGGACGCGGCCGAGCAACAAGACCAAGCGGGACUCACGCUCUGCCUGCGCCCCCCCUGGGAGGACGAGCCGCCCGGACCCUCCCGGGACCUCCCAGCCAGUCAGCUCCAGUUUCAGGAGGAGCUCAGGCUGCAUGGCGGGGACCACAGCACCAAGCAGGAGGAGCAGGAGCCGCUCCCGGGGAGGAGCAGGAGGAGCGUGGCCGACCAGCUGAAGAGGACCAUGCUGGGGAACGCCGCGGCUCCUCCUGCUGCUCCCCGAACGGCUGUGCUGAAGGAGGCGGUGGUCUCUGAGGAGAUCAGCGUGGCCAUGCAGGCCAUGGAGACCAUCUCCUCCCAGACCACCGACCUGGGGCCGUUCUUCGGCCUCCCCAGCAAAGUGAAGGAGCUGAUGCAGCGACUGAGAGGAAUCCAGAAGUUAUACGACUGGCAGGAGGCGUGUCUGAACCUGGACUGCGUUCAGCAGAGGAGGAACCUGAUCUACUCCCUCCCGACCAGCGGAGGAAAGACUCUGGUGGCGGAGAUCCUCAUCCUCAGGGAGCUGCUGUGCAGGAGGAAGGACUGCCUCCUCAUCUUACCCUACAUCUCCCUGGUUCAGGAGAAGGUGCGCGGGCUGGCCAGUUUGGGCCUGGAGCUGGACUUCCUGGUGGAGGAGUACGCCGGCAGUAGGGGGCGGUUCCCCCCGGUGAGGAGGAGGAGCCAGACGUCUCUGUACGUGGCCACCAUAGAGAAGGCCCACGGCCUGGUCAACUCGCUGAUCGAGAACGGCAGGCUGGAGAACCUGGGGCUGCUGGUGGUGGAUGAGCUCCACAUGCUGGGGGAGGGCAGCAGGGGGGCCGUGAUGGAAAUGACCGUGGCCAAAGUCCAGCACCUGAGCAGAAACACGCAGAUCAUCGGGAUGAGCGCCACCCUGGGGAACAUCCAGGAGCUGCAGGCCUUUCUGAGGGCGGAGCUCUACAGCAGCGACUUCAGGCCCGUGCAGCUGAAGGAGUUCGUGAAAGUGGGGGACAGCAUCUACGAGGUCGACCCCACGGAGGAGAGCGGCUUCAGGUUCUCGCGGCUGCUCCCCUUCAAGUACUCCAGCGCCAUGCAGAAGGUGGACCCCGACCACAUCAUCGCCCUGGUGACCGAGGUCAUCCCCGCCCACUCCUGCCUGAUCUUCUGCCCCACCAAGAAGAACUGCGAGAACGUCGCCGUCAUGAUCUGCAAGUACCUGAAGAGGGACUUCCUGCGACACCAGGAGGCUGAGAAGUCCCGCCUCCUGCAGGACCUGCGCGACGGCGGCGGCGGCUCCAUGUGUCCGGUGCUGCAGAGGACGGUGCCGUACGGCGUGGCGUACCACCACAGCGGGCUGACCACUGAGGAGCGGAGGCUGCUGGAGGAAGCCUUCUCCCACGGCGUGCUGUGCCUCCUCAGCUGCACCUCCACGCUGGCUGCAGGCAUCAACCUACCUGCCCGCAGGGUGAUCCUGCGCUCGCCGUUGGUCGCCACAGAGUUCCUGAGGCGGAGCCAGUACAAGCAGAUGGUGGGCCGGGCCGGUCGGGCCGGCAUGGACUCUGUGGGGGAGAGCGUCCUCAUCCUGCAGGAGAAGGACCGCAGCGCGGCCAAAGCGCUGCUGAGCUCCCCCGUGGAGAAGUGUGUCAGCAAGCUGCUGGAGGAGGACGCCAAAGGCCUGCUGACCCUCAUCCUGUCCCUGAUCGGACUCAACGUGGCUGCGUCGCUGCAGCAGCUGCAGGACUUCCUGCAGGGGACGCUGCUGAGCGUGCAGCAGCAGCAGCUCUGCACCGACUGCAGUCUGCAGGACGUGGUUCUGCGCUGCAUCCACACGCUGAGCCACAAGGACCUCAUCACCGCCGCCGAUGGACACGCCCCCACGCUGCAGGUCACGCGGCUGGGCAGAGCCGCCUACAAAGGUGGCGUGGACCUGACCGUCUGCCACCUGCUCUACAAAGACCUGCGCGGCGGUCUGGACGGGCUGCUCCUCAGCAGCUUCCUGCACCUGCUGUACCUGGUGACCCCGUACGACCUGCUGCCGCAGUGCUCGCCCAACUGGAUGAUCUUCCUCAGACAGUUCACCUCGCUGUCUGCGGCCGAGCAGAAGAUGUUGGCCGCCAUCGGCGUGCCCGAGAGCCUCGUGGCGAGAAAAGCUGCAGGACAGACGGUGAAGAAGGGCGUGGACGCGGCGCCAGCGCGGCGGAUGUACCUGGCUCUGGUGCUGCUGUGUCUGCUUAAGGAGACCAGCGUGUGGGGCGUGGCCGAGCGCUUCCAGCUGAGCCGGGGCUUCGUGCAGACGCUCCUCAGCUCCGCCGCCGCCUUCUGCUCCUGCGCCCUGCACUUCACUGAGGAGCUGGAGGAGCUGUGGCCGUUCCGCUCGCUGCUGCUGGCGCUGACUCAGCGGCUGACGUACUGCGUGAAGGCGGAGCUUGUUCCUCUGAUGGAGGUGGCGGGAGUCAUGGAGGCCAGAGCCAAGCAGCUGUACAACGCCGGCUAUCGGACCCUGACCCACCUGGCCAACGCUGACCCGGCCGUUCUCAGCAGAACCAUACAGAACCUGUACAUCAAGCAGGCCUCCAUGAUGGUGGCCUCAGCCAAAUCGUUGGAACGUUUCUGAUCCUGAUGGAUAAAAGCAGAUUUCACGAUCCAAACCACAAACAGCAUGUGGGAGGAGCUUCAGUCGGGCUUUAGACGGCAGCACUGACACAGCACUUUUUAAAGCAGUAGACCACGUCCUGCUGAGUCGGCGAAAUUGGAGUUCCUCAGGGAACGAUUCUCUGACCUCUGCUGUUGUGUCUGAGCACGCUCAGUCCGCUCAAACAGAAUCUGGAGAUGAAGGUUAGGCUUUAUGGAGCUCUGACGGCAAACAUCACUGGUCUGGAAUCUCCAUGGAAACGAUGGUCAGUCUGGUCUCCAUAGAAAUGUCCGUUCCACGGUCU
Messenger RNA from Oryzias melastigma (Indian medaka), 3443 nucleotides. RefSeq names its product helicase, POLQ like (gene helq). Gene Ontology annotation, molecular function: ATP binding; nucleic acid binding. The record is from RefSeq and is a predicted model, not a curated record. The transcript is spliced from 18 exons. NCBI's taxonomy places the organism in Eukaryota, Metazoa, Chordata, Actinopteri, Beloniformes, Adrianichthyidae. Bases 281 to 3121 code for a protein of 946 amino acids.